Lingula anatina is the source of this 3762-nucleotide messenger RNA. RefSeq lists its product as uncharacterized. The record is from RefSeq and is a predicted model, not a curated record. Gene Ontology annotation, biological process: Notch signaling pathway. Gene Ontology annotation, molecular function: Notch binding; calcium ion binding. NCBI's taxonomy places the organism in Eukaryota, Metazoa, Brachiopoda, Lingulata, Lingulida, Lingulidae.
AUGACUGCUGACGCUACUGGCAAGAUAGCUGUGCAGCUGCUUACCUUCAAGAAUAAAAACUUCAAAGAUGCAAAUGGACAGUGCUGUGACAGUGGCCUCUCGUUUUGGUGCAACUUGGACCCUUGUGAUACGACGUUCAAGUUGUGCUUUGACGGCAAUAGUGGGAGCAAUUCCAUGGAUUCAUGUGCUUACGGCUCCUUUGGAUAUCUUGGGGACAUAAAAAGCAAUGACAUAAAUUUUGGAAAUGAAAAUGGAUUCAAAGAUCCAUUUGUUGCAGAUAUUUCUUCAUGGCCGGGUUCAUUCAAAUUAAAAGUGGAUGUAAAGGACUUAGAUGGAGGCAUAACAGGAGACAACGAUCCUGUUGACUUCUUGCAGACGGCCAUCACAGCCGGCGCCGCCUCCAGUGAGAACGCUACAUCCUGGACCUCGGUGUCCUUGCGGGGAACUAGAGGGACAGAACCCACGUCGAUUGCCCUGCAGGUCAAAGUUUACUGUGAUCCAGGAUACGCGGGAGCAGAUUGUGCCACUGACAUAAACGAAUGCGCCAGCAACCCUUGUAAUAAUGGUGGAACAUGCCAAGACAACAUUAACUCCUACACGUGCAAAUGCUCACCCGGAUAUACGGGAGUUAACUGCGAGACCAACAUUAAUGAAUGUGCCAGCGGUCCCUGUCAGAACGGCGCCACGUGUCUGGAUGGGGUGAAUGCCUUCACGUGCCAGUGUGCCCCUGGUUAUACUGGAGUACUCUGCCAGGUUAACACUGAUGAAUGUGCCAGCAGUCCGUGCCAGAAUAAUGCCACGUGUCUGGACGGCAUCAAUGCAUUCACCUGUGACUGUCCCGGGGGAUUCACGGGGACCCUGUGUGAAACUAAUAUCAAUGAAUGUGACAGCAACCCGUGUGUAAACAGUGGGACUUGUCAGGAUGAAAUAAACGCGUUAACAUGUCAGUGUCCUAAUGGUUUUACCGGGACAAUUUGUGAGACGAACAUUGAUGACUGUCUAAACGCACUAUGUUAUAAUAAUGCCACGUGUGUGGACGGCGUUGAAUCCUUUCAGUGUCAGUGUAUGGCAGGGUUCACAGGCACACAGUGCCAGACGGACAUUGACGACUGCCUCAAGGCCACAUGCCAAAAUAACGCCACAUGCCAGGACGGCAUAAAUGGGUUCACCUGCGAUUGUAGCGAUGGAUACACAGGGCAGCUGUGUGAGUCUGAUAUUGACGAAUGUGACAGUAGCCCAUGUCAGAACAAUGGAACGUGCCAGGAUUUUAUCAACAUGUACACCUGUAACUGCUCAAGCGGAUUUACAGGUACACAUUGUGAAACCAACAUCGAUGAUUGUGUUAAUAAUACCUGUGAAAAUGGUGCCACUUGUGUAGACGGAAUCACCAACUUCACCUGUCAGUGUCCACCAGGUUAUACGGGACAGUCUUGUGAAACCAACAUCGAUGAUUGUGUUAAUAAUACCUGUGAAAAUGGUGCCACUUGUGUAGACGGAAUCACCAACUUCACCUGUCAAUGUCCACCAGGUUAUACGGGACAGUCUUGUGAAACCAACAUCGAUGAUUGUGUUAAUAAUACCUGUAAAAAUGGUGCCACUUGUGUAGACGGAAUCACCAACUUCACCUGUCAGUGUCCACCAGGUUAUACGGGACAGUCUUGUGAAACCAACAUCGAUGAUUGUGUUAAUAAUACCUGUAAAAAUGGUGCCACUUGUGUAGACGGAAUCACCAACUUCACCUGUCAGUGUCCACCAGGUUAUACGGGACAGUCUUGUGAAACCAACAUCGAUGAUUGUGUUAAUAAUACCUGUAAAAAUGGUGCCACUUGUGUAGACGGAAUCACCAACUUCACCUGUCAGUGUCCACCAGGUUAUACGGGACAGUCUUGUGAAACCAACAUCGAUGAUUGUGUUAAUAAUACCUGUAAAAAUGGUGCCACUUGUGUAGACGGAAUCACCAACUUCACCUGUCAGUGUCCACCAGGUUAUACGGGACAGUCUUGUGAAACCAACAUCGAUGAUUGUGUUAAUAAUACCUGUAAAAAUGGUGCCACUUGUGUAGACGGAAUCACCAACUUCACCUGUCAGUGUCCACCAGGUUAUACGGGACAGUCUUGUGAAACCAACAUCGAUGAUUGUGUUAAUAAUACCUGUAAAAAUGGUGCCACUUGUGUAGACGGAAUCACCAACUUCACCUGUCAGUGUCCACCAGGUUAUACGGGACAGUCUUGUGAAACCAACAUCGAUGAUUGUGUUAAUAAUACCUGUAAAAAUGGUGCCACUUGUGUAGACGGAAUCACCAACUUCACCUGUCAGUGUCCACCAGGUUAUACGGGACAGUCUUGUGAAACCAACAUCGAUGAUUGUGUUAAUAAUACCUGUAAAAAUGGUGCCACUUGUGUAGACGGAAUCACCAACUUCACCUGUCAGUGUCCACCAGGUUAUACGGGACAGUCUUGUGAAACCAACAUCGAUGAUUGUGUUAAUAAUACCUGUAAAAAUGGUGCCACUUGUGUAGACGGAAUCACCAACUUCACCUGUCAGUGUCCACCAGGUUAUACGGGACAAUCUUGUGAAACCAACAUCGAUGAUUGUGUUAAUAAUACCUGUAAAAAUGGUGCCACUUGUGUAGACGGAAUCACCAACUUCACCUGUCAGUGUCCACCAGGUUAUACGGGACAAUCUUGUGAAACCAACAUCGAUGAUUGUGUUAAUAAUACCUGUAAAAAUGGUGCCACUUGUGUAGACGGAAUCACCAACUUCACCUGUCAGUGUCCACCAGGUUAUACGGGACAAUCUUGUGAAACCAACAUCGAUGAUUGUGUUAAUAAUACCUGUAAAAAUGGUGCCACUUGUGUAGACGGAAUCACCAACUUCACCUGUCAGUGUCCACCAGGUUAUACGGGACAAUCUUGUGAAACCAACAUCGAUGAUUGUGUUAAUAAUACCUGUAAAAAUGGUGCCACUUGUGUAGACGGAAUCACCAACUUCACCUGUCAGUGUCCACCAGGUUAUACGGGACAAUCUUGUGAAACCAACAUCGAUGAUUGUGUUAAUAAUACCUGUAAAAAUGGUGCCACUUGUGUAGACGGAAUCACCAACUUCACCUGUCAGUGUCCACCAGGUUAUACGGGACAAUCUUGUGAAACCAACAUCGAUGAUUGUGUUAAUAAUACCUGUAAAAAUGGUGCCACUUGUGUAGACGGAAUCACCAACUUCACCUGUCAGUGUCCACCAGGUUAUACGGGACAGUCUUGUGAAACCAACAUCGAUGAUUGUGUUAAUAAUACCUGUCAAAAUGGUGCCACCUGUAUAGACGGGAUCACCGGCUUCACCUGCCAGUGUCCACCAGGUUAUACGGGGCAGCUUUGUUAUACGCCUUUAACGACAGAAUCGACGGCGACAACCGAAAAGCCUCACUCAGUAACGACUGUAGUCACUACGGAAACAUUUGCCGUUGACACAGUUACAGCGGACAAAUCUGUUUACACAACCAGUGUUCCAACAGAUCCUGCGUCAACAGCAACUUCACCAACACCGAUAUUAACUAGGGAGACAGUGACAUCGACAGGGAUGACAGAGACGACAGCAGUUAUGCCAGUCAAUGCCACAGAACGCACAUCUAAAUCACAAGCAACUGGAUCGCCACAGACGACUUCGGCUGCGCCACCUGAAACCACUGGCACCAUAUCUGCAGCAGCGAUGACCACGGGAUCUGACGUCAGAAACACCAACAAAAGGAAAAAGCUCUACGGCAGCUAG